AUGCCAACGCUAUACAGCAACGAGGCAUCCGGCAACAGCUACAAAGCCCGCCUCCUAGCCUCAUUCCUCAACAUCCCACUCGAUAUAAUCCAACUCGACCUACAGAACGGCGAACAGCGCGGAGACAAGUUCCUUGCCAUCAACCCACAAAGCGAAGUUCCAACCCUAGUGGACGGCGACCUCAUCCUCGGACUCCGCCGCAAUCCUGCGGACAUAACAGAAGAAGCGCUCAUCACAAACUGGCUUGCUUUCGCUGCUAGUUGGGUGCAGUAUGGUGUUUUCACGGCACGCGCGAUAGUUUCUCUUGGUGAAACAUUUAACGGGUUGGGGACUACGAGUACUGAGCAGACGCUGCGGGAGGCGAAGAUUCGCGGGGAGAAGUCGUUGCAGAUUCUAGAUCAGCAUUUGGGGAGUGUGGAAUGGUUAGUGUUGGGACGACCGACGAUUGCGUAUAUUGCGGUUUUUCCAUAUGUUGCGUUGGCGCCGAUGGGAGAUAUUUCGCUUGAGCCGUUUGGGAAUGUAACGAGAUGGAUUGGGCGAAUUAGGGAGCUACCGCGGUUUAUUCCUAUUGAUGGGUUGGAUGAUCCGUUGUAUCUUCGGACGGACAGGAUUACAUAG
Messenger RNA from Aspergillus ruber CBS 135680, 618 nucleotides. RefSeq names its product glutathione S-transferase family protein. Gene Ontology annotation, biological process: glutathione metabolic process. The transcript is spliced from 2 exons. Gene Ontology annotation, molecular function: glutathione transferase activity. The record is from RefSeq and is a predicted model, not a curated record. Lineage: Eukaryota; Fungi; Ascomycota; Eurotiomycetes; Eurotiales; Aspergillaceae. Bases 1 to 618 code for a protein of 205 amino acids.